This is a messenger RNA of Caenorhabditis angaria, 1531 nucleotides long. Lineage: Eukaryota; Metazoa; Nematoda; Chromadorea; Rhabditida; Rhabditidae. The record is from the annotation of a GenBank genome assembly.
AUGGCAUCUGGUGACGGUAUCCCAACUUUCAAAUUGGUUCUCGUUGGAGAUGGAGGUACCGGAAAGACAACUUUCGUUAAACGCCAUCUUACUGGAGAAUUCGAGAAGAAGUAUGUUGGUGAGUUGAGAUUUUCUGUUUCCUUGAUGAAAAAAGCUAAUAAUUUGGGUUUGCAGCCACUCUUGGAGUCGAAGUCCAUCCACUUGUAUUCCACACAAACCGAGGGCAAAUCCGAUUCAAUGUUUGGGAUACCGCUGGACAGGAGAAGUUCGGUGGACUUCGUGACGGUUAUUACAUUCAGGGUCAAUGCGCCAUCAUCAUGUUCGACGUCACGGCUCGUGUGACCUACAAAAAUGUGCCGAAUUGGCAUCGCGAUUUGGCGAGAGUGUGCGAGAAUAUUCCGAUCGUUUUGACGGGCAACAAAGUCGACGUGAAAGAUCGCAAAGUGAAAGCCAAGACCAUCACUUUCCACAGAAAGAAGAACCUUCAAUACUACGACAUUUCGGCCAAGUCCAAUUAUAACUUUGAGAAGCCGUUCCUUUGGUUGGCUAGAAAAUUGCUCGGAGAUCCAAAUCUCGAAUUUGUCGCUAUGCCAGCUCUUGCACCACCAGAGGUGAGCUGGAAUUUGCGAAUCUGCAAAAAUUUUGCUGAAAGUGUCUAUGAGCAAAGUUUUAAAGCUAUAAAAAUCAAGUGAUUUUACUCGAAAAGUGACUGAAAAUAAUAAAAAAGAGUUGGAAUUUAGAAGAUGCGUAAUGUUCCAUUUGACGAAAUGAGUGAAAUCAUAAAGAAAUACUGAUUUUUAAAUACUUAGCCGAAAUAGUUUAAAUCUGAGCUCAAAAUCAACACAAAACCGAGUCUGGUUCAUUUUUUUGAAUUUUUUGUUUUAUAUUAUCGAAAGCAACAAAUUCAAAAAAUGAACCAGAAUCGGUUUUGUGUUGAUUUUGAGCUCUGAUUUAAACUAUUUCGGCUAAGUAUUUAAAAAUCAGUAUUUCUUUAUGAUUUCACUCAUUUCGUCAAAUGGAACAUUACGCAUCUUCUAUAUUUCAAAUGUUUUUAUCAUUUUCAGUAAUUUUUUGAGAAAAAUCACUUGAUUUUUAUAGUUUUAAGCUUGGCUCACAGCAGGCCUGUGCCGGAAAUUUUCCGGUUUUCAGGAAAUUUUUUUCCCAUUUUUCUGAAUUUUACGAUUUUUUGAACGUAAAAAGUCCUAAAAUAGAAGAAUUGUAUCUAAAAAUACAAUUUAGGGCCAACUUAGUGCUGAAAUUUCAAAUUUUCAGACUUUGAAAAAUUUUCCGGUUCAAAAAAUCCGGAAAUUUUCCGACUUUCCGUUUUCCGGGUUUCGAUUUUCCGGCACAGGCCUGGCUCACAGGUCCUUUCUAUGCAAUUUUUAGGGGUUUUCAUCACAAAAUCCCAAAACCACCUAAAAAAUCCCCGAUUUUCCAGGUUCAAAUGGAUCCAGCCAUGAUUGCCGAAUACGAAAAAGAUUUGGACCGCGCCGCCAAAGCCGAUCUUCCAGACGACGACGAUGAUCUUUAA